CCGGUAUCCUGCGCUUUGGUUAGGUGUGGUCGCCAUUUUCCGAAAGCUAUAUUAACCAUUCGAAGCAACCGUUCAAUAAUCGGGCGACGAGCGCACGAUGGCGGCCAUUAGGAAGAAGCUGGUGAUCGUCGGCGACGGCGCCUGCGGUAAGACCUGCCUCCUCAUCGUCUUCAGCAAGGACCAGUUCCCGGAAGUGUACGUCCCGACCGUGUUCGAAAACUACGUCGCCGACAUCGAGGUGGACGGAAAGCAGGUGGAGCUGGCGCUGUGGGACACGGCGGGCCAGGAGGACUACGACCGGCUGCGGCCGCUGUCAUAUCCUGACACCGACGUCAUCCUUAUGUGUUUCUCCAUCGACUCACCAGACAGCCUGGAAAACAUCCCAGAGAAGUGGACGCCGGAGGUUAAACACUUUUGCCCCAACGUGCCCAUAAUAUUAGUCG
Messenger RNA from Priapulus caudatus, 443 nucleotides. Its product is annotated as rho-related GTP-binding protein RhoC. Gene Ontology annotation, biological process: small GTPase-mediated signal transduction. The record is from RefSeq and is a predicted model, not a curated record. Gene Ontology annotation, molecular function: GTP binding; GTPase activity. NCBI's taxonomy places the organism in Eukaryota, Metazoa, Priapulida, Priapulimorpha, Priapulimorphida, Priapulidae.